Amborella trichopoda is the source of this 2526-nucleotide messenger RNA. The record is from RefSeq and is a predicted model, not a curated record. NCBI's taxonomy places the organism in Eukaryota, Viridiplantae, Streptophyta, Magnoliopsida, Amborellales, Amborellaceae.
UCUCUCUCUCUCUCUCUCUCUCUCCUGUUUAUCCUCUAAUUUCUUUGAUUUCAUCUUCUUUCUCUCUCCCCAUCUGCCCCUUUGAUCCUCUUGUUCUAUCUCCAUCUCCCUUUGAUAUCCCUCUUGGUUCCCUCCCCCCUUCUCCCCUUCUCUCUAUGAUACUCUGUCUUUCCUUUAUCUGAGGCGGCUCUAUCUCAAUUUUAUCUUUGUCUCUGCAAAUUCUCCUAGCUUCAGAUCAUUGGAAUUCCUAUUUGGUUUCCUGGAUUUUGAUUCACCAAAGCUUCUGGGUGAUCUUAAAGCUAUAAAGUCAACUGGGUCUCUGCAAAAUUCAACCAGUUUUGUGUUGGAGAUAAUGAUAAUUCAGGAAUCGGAGCUGGCUUCUUGAAGCAUUUAUGACAGAGAGUUUGCUGAACCUUGUCUAGAUUCCCUCAGGUUUGUUGAGGGAGAAACAGAAAAUCAGGAGGAAAACACCAUCUUAAACCUCAUACAAGAUUUUGCAGGUUGAUGAAAGACAAAACAACAAACAAUUCAGGAGGGAGACAUCAAUUCUUGAAAUUUUCCCACUUUUCGCUGGUUUGAUGAGAGAAAAUAUGUCAACUCUAAGGAAACACCCACUCUUGAAUCUGGCACGGUAUUUUUGAGGUUAAAAGAGAGAGAAGUGACCCAUCUGCAAGGAAGAGAAUUUCAUCUUUUGCAGGUUCAAUAGAGAGAGAAUCUAUAAAAGAGAAUGGUUCUUCCAGAGCAAAAACCAGAACUUGUCUCCUCAAACCCCAAGCACGUUUAAUCUGAUAAAAAAUCAAUGGCGGACAGAGUGCGAAUCAAUGUGGGUGGCACCAUUUUUGAGACCACCACCACCACCCUCGCAAAUGCCGGCCGGGAUUCCAUGCUUGGUGCCAUGCUUGAUGAGAAUUGGAACGUUCUAGAACCCAACCAGUACCUUCCGAAAGACCCCAAUACUCGAGAUCAAAAUCUUCUAGAACAACCCAACACCAUCUUCUGGACCCUUCCGGAACCCAGUCGGAAGAUUUCAGAGCCAUACUUCAUCGACCGAAACCCUGCUUGCUUCUCUGUCCUCUUAGACCUUUUGAGAACUGGUGAGCUCCAUAUUCCCCCUCAUAUUCCUGAGAAGCUUCUCUACAGAGAAGCUGAAUUCUAUGGCAUUAUAGACCAUGUUAGGGCCUUGAAAUGGGGCCCAUUUGAUGGAAAUCGAUUAGGCCCUGCUGCUUCAGUUAGCGGGCGGGCCCCAGGCGAUGGCACUGCUAUCAGAGCGGGCCCACAUGGUGGGUGUUGUGUAGCUCAUGGUAGCAUGGUUCACACUUAUGAUUGGACUCUUGAUGAGCUCCCUACUCUCUCUUUAAACUAUCAGAGAGUAAAUGAUGUUGGGUUUAUGAAUCCUCAGAAGGUUGUGGUGUGUGCUUGUGAGAGGUUAGAUCGAGGGGAUGGAGGGAUGGGAUUGUUCGAUUUUCGAACAGGGGAGCUUUUGUUCAAGUUUCAGGUGACCCAUGAAAAUAGACUGAAGAGCUUCACAGCUGGGGCUCUAAGUUUUAGUGAGAAUGAUAGGAUUUUCGCGAGUUGUAGAGGGAGAAGUAAUGAGUAUGGGAUUGGAGUUUGGGAUCAGGUUACUGGUAAACAAAUUGAUUUCUUCUAUGAAACACCUGGUUGGUCACUUGGAGAUUCAGGUAAGCUUCAAUGGCUACCUGGUAACAAUGUCUUGCUAGUGGCCACCUUGUACCCACGAAACGAGAAUUGUUACAUCUCCUUAAUAGAUUUUCGGGAGAGAAAAAGGGUUUGGUCAUGGUCAGAUGUUGGGGCACCAGCAACAGUGGAUGAGAAGCUAGUCUUGGAUGCUGUAGUAAUGGAAGAGAGUAAUUCGGUUUGUGUAGUGAACCAAUAUGAUGAUCUUGGUUUCAUGGAUUUGAGGAGUAAUGUGGGUGUAGUAAGAUGGAGCACAAGAAGCCGGCUAUUGAAAGUGAACAAUGCAGAUGAGAGAUGUUACCCUAAGCUAGCAGCCUAUGGUGGUCAGCUCUUCUCCUCCAUGAACGAUAGCAUCUCAGUGUUUUGUGGUCCUGAGUGGGUCUUGACUUCAAGGCUUAGAAGAAGCCACGGAGGAUCGAUCUGUGAUUUCUCAAUAGGGGGUGAUAGGCUCUUUGCACUCCACAACGAGGAAAAUGUGUUUGAUGUGUGGGAGACACCACCUUCUCGGUCUCCACUGUAAAAUUUUAUUUGGAUUUUCUAAUGGUUUCUCUUCAAGAAAAAGAACCCAGGAGGCCAACCUUCAAAGUUUUACUCUGCUGUAAAAAUGAGGGAUGCGUGUUUGUGUGAAACUCUAAAUAUAUAUAUACAGGAAACAGAAAGAAAGUGAGAUAUGUUUGUAUAGAUAUGUGGGUUUUGAACCUUUAUGCAUAUGGAGUUUCUGAGUCUUUCUCAGUUAAUGUAAUGGAUAUUCAUUUCAUCAAUCAAUCCAUUGGUGUAAGUCUUGAGUAAAGCUAACUAGUUCAUACAACAAAAAUAAAAACGAGGGAGAAC